Molecule: messenger RNA, 651 nt
Organism: Lepus europaeus (European hare)
Lineage: Eukaryota; Metazoa; Chordata; Mammalia; Lagomorpha; Leporidae
Gene: RNASE10
Product: ribonuclease A family member 10 (inactive)
Exons: 1
Coding region: 1-651 (216 amino acids)
Molecular function (GO): nucleic acid binding
Source: RefSeq, a predicted model, not a curated record
AUGAAGCUGACUCUGGUGCAGAUCUUCUUCAUGCUACUGCUGCUUCUGCUGGGCCUGGGGAUGGGCCUGGGGCUGGGUCUUCGCAUGGCCGCAGCCGUCCUGGAGGACAGCAGCCAGUCACUGGAAGAGUUUUGGUCCGGUGACUUUCAGGAUAGAGCUGAGGCCACUGAGAAGGCAAAGAGCGCCCGAACCACAGAAACCCCUGUGCUUAGCAACAAUGAAGUAGAGCAAUCUGGCUGGCAAGAAGACAGCAUCCUCAGCGAAGAUGAGGUUGUAGGAAACAAGGUGCCCAGAGCUGGGACCCCCUCUCGGGGCAAUAAAGAGUAUCUGAGGUUUGACUUGCUCUACAGGGAAUGCAACAGCCUGAUGGCAGAGAAGGUGAAGGAGAGCAAUCGCAGCUGCAUAACACAGUACAUCUUCAUCCACGAGGAACCAAAAACGGUCAAAGCUGUCUGUAGCAGUCCUGCCGUUGCCUGUGAGUUCAUGAAGGGCAAAUGUCACAAAAGCCCCCGGCCUUUUGAUUUGACAUUCUGCAAGUUAUCCAAACCAGGCCUACUUACCCCUCACUGUGAUUAUCACACUUUUGUUCUGGAAAAGUACAUUUUUAUAACCUGCAAUGACCAGAAGAUCCAGAUAGCAUCCGGACAAUGA